Varroa destructor (honeybee mite) is the source of this 3500-nucleotide messenger RNA. RefSeq names its product BRCA1-associated protein. Gene Ontology annotation, molecular function: ubiquitin protein ligase activity; zinc ion binding. Gene Ontology annotation, cellular component: cytoplasm. Lineage: Eukaryota; Metazoa; Arthropoda; Arachnida; Mesostigmata; Varroidae. Gene Ontology annotation, biological process: Ras protein signal transduction; protein ubiquitination. The record is from RefSeq and is a predicted model, not a curated record.
UCCCUAAGUAAUAAAAAUAAUUCUUAAUCUUUUAAUUCAUUUCCACGAAUUGGAAGUACCACGAACCAGAGUAUUGAAACGAAUCCAAUUAAGUCAAAUAGCGCAAAUACCUAAAAUGGAAAUGUAAUGAGUGAUGUAAUGUACUGCGUAAGUUUGCAAUGAGCCGAGACGUUCAUUUCGUGAGAAUUCGUAUUCAACUGGAGCCCGGUUGCGAGGUCAUCCCUCAGGUUGCCUACAGUUCGGAUAAGAGCGAGCGAGACGAACUUCAGUCAAUCGGUGUUCCAAAAAGUAGCGAAAGCUCGAAUCCUGAAGAGGCCCUACGAGAGCGUCUUGGGAGACGGCGCUUUGAAGAAAUUCGUAUAGAAACCUUGAUGGAUACCAAGAAACAUCAAUCAAAAGCCGGAGAAGGCGAAGGGUCGAGGUGUACGGAAGUUCCUGAAAGAACAGUUGAUGAUGCAAGUGGUAGUGGACAACUCGAGCAGGUUCAGUUCUUCAGUGGUAAUCAUUGCGUUGAAGUGACCAAGGGCAUUUUACAUCUAUUCAAAGAAGAUCGGAAAACCACCAUUGACCCCGACUGUAGCCGAUCUCUGAUGCUAUGUAUGAUGGCGGUGCCGGCCUACUUACCACUACACGAUCUGCUACAAUUUGUGGCACCAUUUUCGCCCCACACUGAGCAUAUUCGCGUCAUUCGUGAUGGGAAACCUAAUGUGUAUAUGGUUCUUUUACGUUUUCGGUCUCAAAAGGCCACCGAUGAGUUCUACGAGGGUUUCAAUGGAAAACCCUUCAAUUCAAUCGAGGGUGAUAUCUGCCACCUUGUUUACGUUGCUAAGGUCGAAGUAAUUAGUGGAAGCAGCACGGAGGAUAGUCGAAGUGAUGGAUACAGUUGGACGCGAUUGGAUGUAGGCCCUAUUACAGGUCACACGGAGUUGCCUACCUGUCCUGUUUGCCUUGAGCGAAUGGAUGAAAGUAUCGAAGGUGUAUUAACUAUCCUGUGUAACCACUCGUUUCACGAUACCUGUCUCGCCAAAUGGCAUGGCGACAACAACACUUGCCCUGUAUGCAGGUAUACGCAAACUCCACAACUAGAAGCGGAGAACUGCUGUCAAACAUGUGGAGCUACAGAGAAUCUCUGGAUAUGCCUCCUUUGCGGCCAUAUUGGCUGCGGCCGCUAUGUGGCUGGCCAUGCAAACAUGCAUUACAGCCGUACUGAGCAUACAUUUGCUAUGCAGUUAGAUAAUCGCUCCGUAUGGGACUAUGCCGGUGAUAAUUACGUUCACCGUCUUGUGCAAAACAAAACAGAUGGCAAACUAGUCCAGUUGGAAUCGCCUGUUGGCGGAGCGACUAUGAACGAAAAAGUAGAUUCGGUUCAGCUUGAAUAUACCUACCUGUUAACAUCACAGUUAGAACAGCAACGGCGUUUCUUUGAGGAAUCAGUCGAACAACAGGCGAAAGAAAGCGCUCGUCAAAUCGAAGAGCUUAAGGAGAAGACACGAAUCGCCGUCGAAGAAAGAAAGGAGCUUGAAGGAAAGAUGGGACAGGUGAUUAAAGAGAGAGAUUCAGCGCGAAAAAAACUUGACGCAAUGACUAUGCAAUGUGUUAAAAUCAAAAAAGAGUUGCAAGAUGAACGUCAAUUGAGUCAAUGUCUUCUGGCUGAUCAGAAAGGUUGGCAAACAAGACUUGAAGCACUCGAGACAAGCACAGCCAAAUCAAAACAGGAAUCCGAUUCCAAGAUAAGUGAAUUGGAGGAGCAGUUGCGUGAUGUCCUGUUUUUUCUUGAGGCAAAAUCAAAAAUAGAGAGGCAGCCCGAAGAACUCCGUGAGGAUAUGGCCGGAGGAAGCAUCCAUAUUACUCCGAGUGCAGGUGCCAGUAGUUGUUCAAGCAGAAGUACCCCUGGCAGGGGCACGGUGGCGAGCGGUGGAGCUCGACCUCGCAAAAGUAAUCGGAAAAAAUAAAUGGAGGUAGAGAGUACCCAUUCCGAAUCAAUAGUCAAUUGAGUUUACCACGCAAAGACUUGGUUCUCUUCGUGCUUGAUCUCUAAGGAAAAGGUUCAUUCAAAAGCAACUUUGCAUACAUAAGUGAAGCAUGGCACAAUAUAUACAGCGCUCAGUAAAAUGGUCACUUUAAAUACUAAGAGUAAUAAAAUUACCGUCUGGUAACCGAGGAGGAAUAAUUGACUGUAGAGCCCAGCUCAUUCGCAGUGUAUCAUUUAUUGAUAAUAAUGUUUUGCACAAGGUCUAUUCGCUGAUAAUUAAUCGUCACUAUCUUUAACUGAUAACGGAAUUUUUUGAGACGAUUCUUUAUCUGUAUAGAUAUAGGAAUAUAUCUGUUAAAAUCACCUCUGCAAGGGAAUAUAUACAGCGUGGUUUGUUCAAGUUAUGGCGGACUCCUUGUCGUAAUGGGCAUGCAUCCAUCCGUUGCUUUGAGUGCCAAACGAGAGCCACUUACUUUUAGAACAAAAAACGUCAUGGCGAAUAGCAUUGCGUCGUUUCUGGAAUUUGAGUUAAAAUAAGCUUUUAUACAAUCUGGGCGAACUGUCAUCAAGGUUUAGAACUUCUUUUGUUUGGCUGAAAGCGACAUUGUUUUUUACUGUUAAUUUUCGUACGGAGAAAAACUUUGAUGGCUCAACCGAAAGAUUUUCAAUUGGGUUUAGGUUAAAAAAGCUUGAAAAUUUAUCGAAAUGGUUCAAAACGUUACUUUUGAUGCACACAGAUAUUUAAUACGCGGUGUAGGUUCUGACAUAAAUCCUGCCGUAAAUUCACUUUCAGACGGCUUCGAAGUUCGUGCUGGAAGCCAGCCGUCUGAUAGAAUGCGUAGCGGUAGCAUCGGACGUGACAUUUGAAACAUUUAGAAGUUUAAUUGUGAAAUAACGGGUUUUAAAGAAAAAAAAAAAUCAUUGAGAUAAGCUCCAACUGGUAGCCUAUUUGAGACGUUGAGCCUUUUCGCACUUUUAGAUUUUUUUGGUUGUUUUCAGUUCUUACAUAUACAUAUAAUCUAUUCUCCCAACAGCACCAGAACUUCAUUGCAAUUACAAAUAUCUCCUCAAUGUUAGUCCACAUACAUCUUGCAUGUAAAAUAUACCAUUAAACGUUUUGCAGCGGAUAAUAGAAAAUGUUUCGAAUGCUUCCUUUAUUACUUCGAAGGAUAAAACUUGAAAUAGUCAUUUGAUGCCUCAACCAGAAUCAUUCAAAAUGCCCCCAACGAUUAAAUACUGACGGUGAUACUAUCCAAUAAUAACAAGCGCAAGAGCGACUUUUAAUUGUUGCAGAAUAAAUGUUAAUUUAUGUCUUAAAUGUAUGUAUCUUGAGUAUAUAAAUAUCCGUUCAUUACUUACUCGUACGUACUCUGUUUCUUCGCCUUUCACUUCUCUAUAUUGAUCAAAGAAUCCAAUUUAGUUUUACUCCAAUGGUGAGCUUUGAAUCGCUUAGAUAAUGCAACAACAGUAAAAAUGAACAGGUGGUAGGCAUGUUGACUUAAUUGGUAACUGAGAUUUCUUCAAUAAA